Messenger RNA from Strongylocentrotus purpuratus (purple sea urchin), 605 nucleotides. RefSeq names its product leucine-rich repeat extensin-like protein 5. The record is from RefSeq and is a predicted model, not a curated record. Bases 1 to 450 code for a protein of 149 amino acids. NCBI's taxonomy places the organism in Eukaryota, Metazoa, Echinodermata, Echinoidea, Camarodonta, Strongylocentrotidae. The transcript has 2 exons.
AUGGCGGGGCCCACCGCGACCUUGCAGCAAGGAGCCCCCAACCCAUCACAAGCUGGAGGAACUACUUCCUUUGUCGUGAAGACCAGUGGUAUGCCGUCUGGAUGGGAUGCAAUGGGAAGGCAAGCCUACCACACACAGCUCCCUGAGAACCCAGUACCAGUAGGCAAUAGCACAGCACAGCAUCAUGCUCAUCCUACACAAAACUUUCCGGGAACACCAUAUCAUCCUCCUCCAAACGGGACCCUCCAGUAUCCACAACCACCCCCUACCAACCCAUCUGCGGCACCCAUGGCUUACCCCUCACCAGGAGCCACGCCCCAUGUGAACUACCCAGUCAUGCCGCCCCCUCCACCAACAGCUGACACCUACCUGGGCAUGACCUCGCAUGUCUCGGAGGAGCAUGGGGUACCCCCACCGCCAUCUUAUGAUGACGUCUUCAGCUCCAGAUAGAAAUGGCGACUAGGGAAAAACGCAGAUUUCCGAGAAGAAGGAAUUGUGUCAGACCUGUUUAGUAUAUACAUGGUGGCAUUGUCACUCAAUUUUUACCAUCUUCCUUUUCUCCCCUAUCUCUCUCUCUCUCUCUCUCUUUUCUUUCUCUUUCUGGC